Messenger RNA from Pocillopora verrucosa, 4032 nucleotides. RefSeq names its product exocyst complex component 4. Gene Ontology annotation, cellular component: growth cone membrane; synapse; exocyst. The record is from RefSeq and is a predicted model, not a curated record. NCBI's taxonomy places the organism in Eukaryota, Metazoa, Cnidaria, Anthozoa, Scleractinia, Pocilloporidae. Gene Ontology annotation, biological process: chemical synaptic transmission; exocytosis; Golgi to plasma membrane transport.
UAAACAAAAUGGCGACUACGAAGGGAAGAAAACAGGGAAAGGCCAAGGAUUCCUCGUCCAAAGUGCUUUUACAGGUCAUAAACACGUUGUUAAGCAGUGAUAAUGCAGAAAGAAGAGUUAUUGAAAGAGAAAGAUUGCAACAUGAACUGAAUGAAUAUGACGACAAGCUUAACAGACAGGUGGAGGCACACCAGGAUCACUUGAAAUCAAGCAUUCAAACAUUUACUGGAAUCUCAACAAGAAUUGAAGCAUCUCUUCAGAAAGUGAAAGUUCUUAGAGAGAAUUUGUUAGCAUGCAAGUCAUUACUGCACUGCAAGAGGGAAGAGUUGAAAAAGUAUUGGAUGGAUGGCUUGGAGUACAAUGAAGUUUUAAAUCUUUUAGACAGAAUAGAUCAAGUGAAGAAUGUCCCUGAACAGAUUGAGAAAUAUAAGAAAAAGAAAUAUUACCUGCAUGCAACAGAGCUUCUUGUGUCUACAGUUUCUCUACUAGAAGGAAGUUUGUCUGGAGUGGAAGCAUUGAGACAUCUUCGUCUUGAUUUACAGUCACGCAAAAAGGUGGAGCAUGAGUUGCUGAUUAAAGAAUUGACCACUCAUCUGUAUUUGAAGUCAGAGAAAAGCAGAGAAAAGAGAGCAAAACUGGUGGCGUACAUGACAGACAGUGCUGCUUUGGCUGUAAAAGAAUCAUCGUCCAGUAUUGGGUCAUCUGGAGGACUCUUUAAAAAAUCCCAUUCCCGCACUGCUUCAAGAUCAUUUAUUCUUUCUGAAACAAUAUCUUCAGAUGAUUCUCUUUCUUCAACUGAGGUCACUGAAGAUCUCAAUACCGACCCUGAGGCUGACAGUAAUCACUUCAUGAUCGUGAUCAUAGAGUCCCUAUCUCUUCUUGGGAAGAUCCCUGAAGCACUAGAGGCAAUCAAAAAGCGAAUGAAGAUAGAGAUGUCAUUAAUUAUCCAUAGGGCUACAACUCUUGUUACUAAGAGGAUUGGACAACCUGGAGAGAUCAUACUUCAACAGAAUCAGCCUCAUUACCUUUUGGAACUCUUAGAAGUGGUGUUCGACUUGUUCAGAGCCGUGGCACAUGCGCAUGACACAAUUCUUUCUGCAAUCCACCGAAUCAUUAAGACGUCAGAUACGCCGAUUGAUUUAGGAGAUACAGACAUUUACACCAUUGACGAUGUUUGGUCUGAGAUUCAAUUUGCUAUCCAAGUAUUGCUGGGGGACUACUUAGAUGUUCAAAACACUGCAACACAACAAACUUCAGUGAGCUUUACUGAGUCAUCAAGUGAUGUGGCAGCAUUCUUUUCUCUUAGAAGAAGAGGACCUCUGAAGUCUGAUGAACGGACCCCACUGUAUCGUUUUGAAGGUUCCUCGUCAGCUAUCAGUAUGAAUACGUACAUCCGGGAGAGGCGCCAAGAAUGCAUGGCUGGUACUGCGAAUGAAGAUGACGAUGACACUUAUGGAGUGCCGCUACACAACACCAAGCCACAGCUGUUAUGUAAACCAAACCCAAGGAACAUUACAGUUGUCUUCUGCCCUCUGAUGUCCUUUGUCGGUGAAAUAGAAUCAGCCAUUAAUAUACACGGAGAGAUGAGAUGCACUCUAUAUGGUUUUAUCACUGACUACGUGAAGGACAUUUUUAUUGAGGACAUCCUCUUUCAUAUUCUUGAGAAGUUGAAAGAGGUAACCGAAGACACGGACACAUUUCGAAGGACCACUGAUGCAAACAUUUUGAAGCUCUUGGGAGCAAACAGACCCCUUCUACAGAGCACUGCGACUGUAGAACAACUGAUACAGGAUCUUAAGAAUCUUAUGCAUAGCUUACCAAACUACUCGCCUCAGUUUGUUGAAAUGGUUUGCAAAAUGCUGACGAUUUUCAAGAAUCGGUGUGAUGAGACAUACAAAGAUCUGCUGAAAUACAGCAUGGAUGGUGACAGACACACUCGUGUUUUCAGCGCCAACUGGACCAAAGACGAAGACAUCAGUCGCUGCUUGAGGUCCUUACCAAACUGGCCUGGCCUUCAACAACAUCACUCGCAUCGACAAAGACAGGAAGAUGGAGAACAAGAUAUUGAAGCUGCAAGGAAACGAAAUCAAAAGGAGACGGACAUACUGACUGACAAUCUGGCCAAGCAUCUUCUGAAUGAUUCUGAAGUGUUGUUUGAAACACGUGAUCACAGAACACUGGCAAACCUUCAGGAGAGCAUGGAGUGGCUGGCAGGUCACAUACGGGGUUUUACCACAAGCUUAACAGCGCAGUCCACAGGUAUAAGUCUUGUCACAACCGAGUCACAGGAGAGAAUUAAACCACGAGAAGUGCACGACGGCUAUGGAUUUGCUUACGUUUAUGGUAGAAAUUGGCAAGAAAUCCCCCCAGUCUCCCAGGAAAUCCUACAAUCACUUACAACGCUAGCAGAAGAUUUUCAGAAAAUCUCGGACUCUUGCUUGCUAGUGCUUCAUCUGGAGAUUAGAUGCCAUUGCUUUUAUUUCUUGAUGCGGACUGUACAAGAGUCUUACAUGUGCAAUUCAAACGCUAUGGACCCUGAUAAGAACGUGAAUGACUUGAACAAGAGUUUGUCAUCGUUUGAGGAAAUUGCAACUGCUUGCAUGGGAAACUACAAGUUUAGAUACCUGUUUGAGGGAGUGGGAUUCCUCGUCUCUUCUAUUCUCAUCUCAAACGUUUCGGAGAUUAAGAGGAUUAACCAAAACGGAAUUAAGAAGAUGUGCCGUAACAUCUUCGCUAUUCAACAGAACUUGACAAACAUUACCAUGUCUCGGGAGGGGGACCUGGAUCGAGCCAGACAGUAUUAUGAACUGUUAUACUCUAACCCAGAUGAAAUCUUAACGUCUAUUGAGGAGCAAGACGCCAAGUUUUCCAAAAGGGAGUACACUGACCUUUUGUCACUGCACGCUCGUAGUCAGGCGGUCCGAGAUAACAGUGCGCAUGAACAGCGAAUGGAAAGACUUAAAAAAAUCUUCGACAACAAGCUCAAAAUGGAAGAAUAAUCGCUAAAUCCACUUUCAAAUCUGCAACAAAAUAAAAAAAAACUGUAGUGGAAGUGUUAAAUCAUUGAAAUGUAACUUUCUUAGCCAAGUUUUGAAAAUUGAAAAUUUUUUUUCCUGUGUAUUUUGUUUUGUUUUGUUCUUCUCCGUGAGGCAAAGCCAACUAUAUGACGAGUUUCAUUUGAUAAACUCCUCAUUAAGAUUUUUUAGACGGUGGAAUGUGCAGAUUUCAAUCUAAUCUCCAAAAUUCAAUGAAAAUCAGUUAGGUUUGUUCGUUGGCACAAUUGCUAUAUAGUAUAAUUAAUUCAAAGCAAAUACACGCUCAUUUUGAAACGUUGAAACGUUUCUACGUGUAAUGUGCAUCUAGGUGUCGUAAAGGAUUAAAUUUGUUGAGAACUUUAGCAAAAAAUGGCAAUAACUGCCCGUGUAUUUCGUUUGAUGGUUGACGGUGAUUUGCGAAAUAUUUUCAAACUCCACCAACGGCUCGUGCUACAAGAACGGAAACUUUUAAAAAGUCACUCGUGCUUAGAAGUCACGAACUGAACUAGCGAUUGUGCAAUUUUCUUUUUUUCUUAUUCAAACGGUCCUCUGACUCAACCAUUUUGCGAGAACACAAAUGCAGUUUUAUUGCGUCAGCGGAACUCAAAUUGAUUGCUCGACGAACAGUUUAUUGUGUUGGUUCAUUUUAUUGUUUUGCUGUCAUGACAUUAAUGUUAGUCGAAAUCUAAGCAUAAAAACCUCGACCAAACUCUUCCUUUAAGGAUGAAGAUUUACAAUGAAAAAGAUCAUUUGAUAUCAGUUUGACAUCGUCGUUAAAUAAUAAAGUGAAAUAACGAUAUAAAACAAGUUUUGAACAGCUCUAUUUAUAAGUGCUAAUGAUUAAAGCAGUUGACAUGGAAUACAUUGCAGAUAGAAUUACAAUUUUUCUCAUCAGGAUAUACAAACUAAAAUUCCUUGGCUGUAAGUAUUUCGCCAACAAAACAAAUAAUGUUAUAAAUCUCCUUCAUCUGAUGUGGUUAAUGAACAUCAGAAAAUA